Messenger RNA from Penicillium robsamsonii, 2142 nucleotides. RefSeq lists its product as uncharacterized. The coding region runs from base 1 to 2142 and encodes 713 amino acids. The record is from RefSeq and is a predicted model, not a curated record. Gene Ontology annotation, cellular component: membrane. The transcript is spliced from 2 exons. Lineage: Eukaryota; Fungi; Ascomycota; Eurotiomycetes; Eurotiales; Aspergillaceae.
AUGGCCGAGUACAGUGCGCAGCCCGCCAACGGGUUGCCUCGAAAUGGAGAGAGACAGCGCAGCUCGAAUGAUCGCUUUGAACUCAUUUCCGGUCCUCUGCUCAACCUUAAGAAUAUGCACUACCAAGCUGCGACCACCUGGCACGGCAGUGUCAUGAUUGUCACAAAGCCAACCCAGGAACAGCCCCAGCUGCGCCUGCGCCAGGUAGGUGCCGUAGAUAGCGGGUCGAACGACGACGGCAACCCCCAAACAAGCCAAACAGUCGAAGGCCUCAAGCUCUACGAAGAUCCCCUGAAGGCGUUCUGGCGAUUCUCUCUCACCGUGCCAGUGGCGGCCUUCGAGGCGCGCUGGGCGUACGACAUCCCCGGUCUGUACAACGAAUCUGAGGCCCAGGUCCAGGCACCGUGGGAAUUUGUAGUUCCUGCAGCAGAGCAGUCCAUGCGCAUCAUGUUCCACUCAUGCAAUGGAUUCUCCGUCGGCACGGACAUGAACGCCUGGGUGGGGCCAAACCUGUGGAACGAUGUGAUGCGCGUGCAUGACAAGAAGCCAUUCCACGUUAUGGUUGGCGGCGGUGACCAGAUCUAUAACGACGGUAUUCGUGUGGAUGGCCCGCUCAAGCCUUGGACUACCAUUGCGAACCCGCACAAGAGACGCAACCAUGACUUUGAUAAUCAGAUGCGCGCUGAUUGUGAUGAUUACUACUAUGCCAACUAUGUCCGCUGGUACAACACCGAGCCAUUCCGCACUGCCAAUGGCCGCAUUCCCCAGGUCAAUAUCUGGGAUGAUCAUGAUAUCAUCGAUGGGUUCGGCUCGUAUACGGAUCACUUCAUGAAGUGUGCUGUCUUCCGUGGUAUCGGCGGUGUGGCUUUCAAGUAUUACUGUCUCUUCCAGCACCACAUAGCUCCUCCCAAGUCAACUUACACUACCGAUUCCCCGCCGACUAUGCACGCCGUCAAUGGAACCUCCGGCGUUGACCCGCGUCAAGUAGAAAACACCUACGUUCUGGAGAACCAGGUCGAAGACGACAGCUGGAUCAUCGGCAAACGGCCCGGUCCGUACGUGGAAGAGCGCAGCCGAAAUCUCUACAUGCGCUUCGGCAAGCGCAUUGCCUUUAUGGGUCUGGAUGCGCGCACAGAACGCACCCGCCACCAAAUCAACUACGAGGAAACCUACGAUAUGAUCUUCGAGCGGCUGCAGAACGAGAUCGUCGCCGCCAACGGCGACAUCAAGCACCUGGUGGUCUUGCUAGGAGUGCCUAUCGCAUACCCCCGUCUAGCAUGGCUCGAAAACAUCCUCACAUCCCCCUUGAUCGCGCCAAUCCGACUGCUGAACAAGCGCUUCGGCGUGGCAGGCGGCCUCUUCAACGAAUUCGACGGCCAAGUCGAUCUCCUCGACGACCUGGACGAUCACUACACCGCACGCCAACACAAGCGCGAGCGCAAGAUGCUGACCCACCGCCUGCAAGAGUUUGCCCGCAGCCACAGCGUACGCAUCACCAUCCUCAGCGGCGACGUCCACCUUGCCGCCAUCGGUCGCUUCUACUCCAACCCGAAACUCAACCUCGCCGGCGAAAAUGAUCACCGCUUCAUCGUCAACAUCGUCAGCAGUGCUAUCACCAAUAAGCCCCCACCCAAGGCCGUCGCCGACCUCCUCGCCCGCCGAAACAAAAUUCACCACCUCGACCGCGACUGCGACGAGACCCUGAUGCCUUUCUUCAACACGCAGCCCGGCGGCAAGGAGAAGGGCGGCGCGUUCAAUAAGGUCACCAUGCCCUCCCGUAACUACGCCAUUAUCACCGAGGUCGUCGCCCCCGGACCUGGUAACACUGGUGUCCUCGAAGCCAAUUCCGCGAAACUAGAACAUCUUCCCAAGGACGGCCACGCACCACUCCACAAGGGCGAAGUCGAUGCUGGAACGACGCACAGCGCCGCUGAUGGGCUCACUUGUGCGAGUGGCAUGUAUGGCGGUCUAGAUGUUGCCGUCCGUGUGGAGAUCGACCCCCACGAUCGUAAUGCCACUACCGAGGGAUACGGAUUUAGUAUCCCGCCCUUGGUGGCUACCGAGGGUCCCCCUUCCACCGGCCACCGACUUAGUCUGCACUCGCGCAGGUCGCACCAGGGCCGGCCAUCUACGGCGCAAUGA